CUUUGAAUGGGUGGCUUCACUAAAGUCUUAGGCAAAACAAUUUCCCUCAAGGUGUGCUGGUAAAAACACCUGCACAAAUGUAUCAGGAAAUGGCACUGUUAUCCGGCAGCACGGAGCGGCAGUUUUCAACCUUUUCAUUUAACCCCCUUGAGAACCUGCAUGAGAUCUGCACAAAGAAAGGGGUGUUUUACAAAAAAGCCAAGCUUGUCAGUCAAGGGGAAGACCUCUUCUGCAUAUCCCACUUGGAGGACAACAGGACAGGGUAUGUGAUCAUCAAUGUGGGGGGGAUCAAGUAUAGGAUUCCCUGGACCACACUGGAGGAGUUUCCUUUAACCAGGCUGGGGAAAUUAAAAACCUGCAACAACUAUGAUGAGAUAAUGGACAUCUGCGACGACUACGACGUGAGCUGUAACGAGUUUUUCUUUGACCGUAACCCAUGUGCCUUCAGGACCAUCAUGACCUUCUUAGCAGCCGGGAAGCUCAGGCUCCUUCGGGAGAUGUGUGCCCUCUCCUUCCAGGAGGAGCUCCUAUACUGGGGCAUUGAGGAGAAGAACCUGGAGUGGUGCUGCCUGCGGAAACUGCGCCAGAGAGAGGAGGAGUACGCCGAGGCCAAGAGGGAGGAGGAGGAGUUCUUUCCGGUCACUGAAGAACCACAGAGUGCCUUCCAGGAAGAUGUCCAGGUGGGCGGCUACAUGAAGAAACUCAGAGACAUGGUGGAGAACCCCCAUUCAGGCCUCCCGGGGAAGAUUUUUGCCUGUCUGUCAGUCAUCUUUGUGACCAUCACUGCUGUGACCCUGUGCAUCAGUACAAUGCCAGAUCUCAGAGAUGAAGAAGAAAGGGGAGAAUGCUCUCAGAAGUGUUACAAUAUCUUCAUUCUGGAAACAGUUUGUGUGGCUUGGUUUUCUCUGGAGUUCAUCCUGCGUUUUAUCCAGACACAGAGUAAAUGUGUUUUCCUGAGGACUCCUCUCAACAUCAUUGAUGUCAUGGCCAUCCUCCCAUACUAUGUUACCCUGAUUGUGGACUCCUUCUCUGUGGGGAGGAAGCCAGGUGGAUCUGGGAACAGCUACCUGGAGAAGGUGGGCCUGGUCCUUCGUGUGCUGCGGGCCCUCAGGAUCCUCUAUGUGAUGAGGCUAGCUCGUCACUCUCUGGGCCUCCAGACACUAGGCCUCACAGUGCGCCGGUGCACCCGGGAAUUCGGGCUUCUCCUCCUCUUCUUGUGUGUUGCCAUGGCGCUAUUCUCUCCAUUGGUUUUCCUGGCUGAGAGUGAGUUGGGGGCAAAGCAGGAAUUCACUAGCAUCCCCGGCAGCUACUGGUGGGCUGUCAUCUCCAUGACAACAGUUGGUUACGGCGACAUGGUCCCCCGCAGCAUCCCUGGGCAAGUGGUGGCACUUAGCAGCAUCCUAAGCGGCAUUCUGCUUAUGGCCUUCCCUGUGACCUCUAUCUUUCACACCUUCUCCCGGUCCUACCUGGAGCUUAAAGAGCAGCAGCACAGAGCUGCCAGGCAGAAGCCUGAGGACCGUUUCAAAUCCCAGAAUAGUGACGACUCUCAGGACACAGACAGCUCCUUUCCAGUGGGGAUUAUAGAGUCUUCACUUCCCAGGAAAUCCAUGUCAGCAGCUGUGCAUAAGGACAUGGACUGUGGGGCCCAGCCAAAGACCUAACGAGACAACAGUGGGAAUUGUUUGAAUUAUAUUCUUGAAUAUUAAAAUGUUCCAAUGUACCUUUCAGAACAUAAUGGAGCACUUUAUUGGAGAAUAUGUUGCUUGGAUUUUUUUUCUUCUAGCUGCAGUAAGGGAUGAUGAAAAACAGCAAAACAUGUAUCAUGUGGUUAAAAUAAAUGCACACUGCUGUGAUGGAUUGUAAUCUGUUUUAUAACCCUUUGCACAGUUCUGUUUCUGUAUUUAUUAAGAAGAUUCAUAUAAUCUGCUAUUUUGGGUUUAAUAUGUAAUUUUACAGAGGAACACAUGACAUUUUAUUUUAUUUCCUGCUAGGGGCAUACCUAGCAAUACCAAGUUGCAUAUCUUCUUUUACUAAAAGGAUAGGUUAAACAGCUUUGUAGAAAGCUAAAGUUGUGCAAACAAAUCAUAUUUUUAAA
This is a messenger RNA of Polyodon spathula (Mississippi paddlefish), 2095 nucleotides long. Its product is annotated as potassium voltage-gated channel subfamily G member 2-like. Gene Ontology annotation, molecular function: voltage-gated potassium channel activity. The record is from RefSeq and is a predicted model, not a curated record. Gene Ontology annotation, cellular component: voltage-gated potassium channel complex; membrane. NCBI's taxonomy places the organism in Eukaryota, Metazoa, Chordata, Actinopteri, Acipenseriformes, Polyodontidae. Bases 78 to 1661 code for a protein of 527 amino acids. Gene Ontology annotation, biological process: protein homooligomerization; potassium ion transmembrane transport. The transcript has 2 exons.